Molecule: messenger RNA, 2501 nt
Organism: Tarenaya hassleriana
Lineage: Eukaryota; Viridiplantae; Streptophyta; Magnoliopsida; Brassicales; Cleomaceae
Product: seco-amyrin synthase-like
Exons: 19
Coding region: 64-2361 (765 amino acids)
Biological process (GO): triterpenoid biosynthetic process
Cellular component (GO): lipid droplet
Molecular function (GO): beta-amyrin synthase activity
Source: RefSeq, a predicted model, not a curated record
CGUACAUCCACAGUUUCGUAUUUCAGAUUUGUAAUUUCACCACACAUAAGCGAAGAGGAAAGGAUGUGGAGGCUGAGGAUAGGAAAAGGAGGGGGUGAUCCUAACUUGUUCAGCACAAACAACUUCGUCGGCCGGCAAACUUGGGAGUUCGAUCCCGGUGCAGGCUCUCCUCACGAGCUGGCCGAGAUCGAGCAAGCCCGGAGAAAAUUCUCAAAGGAUCGGUCUGAAUUCAAGGCUAGUGCUGAUCUCCUCUGGCGGAUACAGUUUCUAAGGGAGAAAAACUUCGAGCAAAAGAUUCCACGGGUGAAGGUUGAAGAUGCCGAGAAAAUCACGCAUGAUGUAGCCGAAACGGCGCUUAGAAGAGGGGUUCACUACUUGGCGGCCCUGCAAGCCGGUGAUGGACACUGGCCUGCAGAGAAUUCGGGACCUUUGUUCUUCCUCCCACCUUUUGUUAUAUGCCUCUACAUUACCGGGCAUAUGGAGCAGAUCUUCUCUCCUAUGCAUCGCCAAGAGAUCUUACGUUACAUACACAACCAUCAGAAUGAAGAUGGUGGGUGGGGAAUAGCUGUUGUAGGCGACAGUGUUAUGUACUGUACUGUUCUUAAUUACAUCUGUAUGCGAAUUCUCGGGGUGGCACCUGAUGAAGAUGCUUGCGUGAGAGCUCGGAAAUGGAUUCUAGACCAUGGUGGCGCGACAUACACACCACUUAUCGGAAAAGCUUGGCUCUCGAUUCUUGGAGUGUAUGAAUGGUUAGGCUGCAAACCGAUGCCACCUGAGUUCUGGAGUCUUCCUUCGUUUUCUCCUAUCAAUGGAGGUACAAUUUGGAUAUAUUCCCGGAUCGUCUUCUUGCCCAUGUCAUACUUAUAUGGUCGAAGAUUUGUCGCUUCCCCGACUCAUCUCAUUCUACAGCUUCGGGAAGAGCUUUAUCCACAGUCCUACGAUAAAAUUGACUGGAAGAACAUGCGCCAUCGAUGUGCAAAGGAAGAUCUCUACUGCCCUCACUCCUAUGCACAGGAACUCCUGUGGGACAGUGUUUAUAUUCUAACCGAGCCUUUUCUAACCCGUUGGCCCUUCAACAAGUUGAUACGACAAAGGGCUCUUCAAACGACAAUGGACAUCAUUCAUGAUGAAGAUAAAAAUGGCCGAUACUUGACGGGCGGAUGCACGGGAAAGCCUUUGUUUAUGCUUGCCGCUUGGGCGGAAGAUCCGAAUAGCGAUAGUUUUCAGAAACAUCUUGCUCGAGUCCCGGAUUUCAUUUGGAUGGGAGAAGAUGGAAUGAAAAUCCAGACAAUUGGUAGUCAAAUAUGGGAGACGGCUUUAACGCUUCAAGUCUUGCUAGCAACUGAUUAUGCAGAAGAACUGAAAGAAACCCUAAUAAAAGGAUAUGAAUUCUUCAAGAAAUCUCAGAUCACAGAGGAUUCUUCGGGAAAAUAUCCAGCAAUCUUCCGUCGCAUCACGAAAGGCACGUGGACAUUUUCGUGCCGAGAUGAUGGAUGGCCGGUUUCUGAUUGUACCGCAGAAAGCUUGAAGUGUUGCUUAAUCUUCUCGGCCAUGCCAUUCGAGAUCAUCGGCGAAAAAAUGAAACGAGAGAGACUAUAUGAUGCUGUUGAUUCAAUUCUCUUGCUACAGAGCAAAAACGGAGGCAUGCCAGUGUGGGAGCGAGCGAAAGGGAAACCAUGGAUGGAGCGCCUCAAUCCAGUGGAGUUCAUAGAAGAUGCAACUUUAGAACACGAGUUUGUCGAAUGCACAUCCUCAGCAGUUGUGGCGUUUGUCCUUUUCAAGAAAUUGUUUCCAAACCACAAAGAGAAAGAGGUUAAAGGGUUCAUUAGAAAUGCAGUUAAGUACAUCGAAGACAAGCAAUUGCCCGAUGGUUCUUGGUACGGGAAUUGGGGUAUAUGCUUCUGUUACGCUACGUGGUUUGCCAUGCGUGGACUCGUUGCUUCUGGUAAGACUUACCAAAACUCUGCAGCUAUUCGCAAGGCGGUUCAGUUUCUUCUCGACAAUCAAAACCCGGAUGGCGGUUGGGGUGAGAGUCAUCUUUCUUGCCCCAACAAGAAAUACAUUCCUCUUGCUGGAAACAAGUCUAAUGUGGUGAAUACCGGUCAAGCAAUGAUGAGUUUGGUUCUUGCUGGUCAGAUGGAGAGAGACCCCACCCCGGUUCAUCGUGCAGCUAAAGUGUUGAUCAAUUCACAGCUGGAAAACGGAGAUUUCCCGCAAGAGGAGAUUAUUGGGGUUAUGAAAAUGAAUGUAAUGCUCAACUUUCCGAGCUACAGGAACAUUUUUCCGCUAUGGGCGCUCGCAGAAUACUCCAAUCGCCUACGAUUCAUGCGUUCGAGUUCUGAUUCAGGUCAAAGCGAAUGAAAUCGACCAAGAAAAUGUUGUGUUUCAUGUUAUGUUCCUCCAGUGUUGGAGAUGAACUUGUGUUGUUUUGUAUUAUGUAAACGAGAAUAAAAAAAAGGUUGUGUGGAUGUAUACAGAUUAUCCAUUCAUCAAAAUCAUUA